Messenger RNA from Mangifera indica (mango), 1230 nucleotides. RefSeq names its product homeobox protein knotted-1-like 1. NCBI's taxonomy places the organism in Eukaryota, Viridiplantae, Streptophyta, Magnoliopsida, Sapindales, Anacardiaceae. The coding region runs from base 243 to 1175 and encodes 310 amino acids. Gene Ontology annotation, cellular component: nucleus. Gene Ontology annotation, molecular function: DNA binding; DNA-binding transcription factor activity, RNA polymerase II-specific. The record is from RefSeq and is a predicted model, not a curated record. The transcript is spliced from 5 exons. Gene Ontology annotation, biological process: regulation of DNA-templated transcription.
GAAAGAAAUAAGUAGAGAAAGUAAAGUACUGUCAUUUUCAACUUGAAGUUGAAUUUUGAUAACUUCUUUUUCUAUUAAGUUAAUGUGCCCUUUUCCAUGUCUGUAGCUUUGUAAUUUAUUGACCUAACUAGGUUUCCUUCUUUUUCUCUCUUUCUUUGUAGCUUCAUAAUCAAUAGCUACAUAAAUCUUUAACGAGAGCGUUUUGCUCAAGUUAAUUGUGUGAACAUUAGUGAGUUGAUCUUAUGGAAGACUUGCAUAUACUUGAUCUUCCUUCUGUGCUGUCAUCAUCAUCAUGUUCAGAUCAUGACAAGUUAAUCCAAGCAGUUGGAAGCUCUUCUCAUGGAAACUACAUCGCUAAUCCUACCAACAAUUCCAUGCUUCAUCAUCAUUUUGAUGCUACUGGAUCCUUGGAUAUGGCCGAUCUGAUCAAGGCUCAAAUCGCCUCUCACCCCCUUUAUCCAAAUUUACUUUCUGCUUAUAUACAAUGUCAAAAGGUCGGAGCUCCUCCAGAAAUGGCUUCUCUUCUAGAAGAAAUGGGUAGAGAAAAUUUUAGUACAACAAGGAGUCGUAGUGAAAUAGGAGCUGAUCCAGAGCUCGACGAGUUCAUGGAAUCAUACUGUGAGAUUCUUGAGAGAUACAAGGAGGAUCUUUCAAAGCCGUUUGAUGAAGCAAAAGACUUCCUAAACGACAUGGAAUCACAACUGAGAAAUCUUUGUAAAGGAGAACAGACAAGAAAAUUUGAUUAUGAAUAUAGAUCGGAUGAAGCAGCUGGGACAUCAGAGGAGGAACAAAGCUACGCGGAGGCGGCUGAAUAUUGUCGAGAUCAAUCUGUUAGUGUAGUCCAAGGUGAAGAGGAGGUUAAAGGAAUGCUGAUGCGCAAGUACAGUGGAUAUCUUACCACUUUAAGAAACGAAUUCUUGAAGAAAAGGAAGAAGGAAAAGCUGCCAGAAGUUGCAAGGAUCAAACUCAUGGACUGGUGGAACAAUCACUACAGAUGGCCAUAUCCCACGGAAGAGGAGAAAGUGAACUUAUCAGAAGAAACUGGACUAGACCCAAAGCAAAUAACCAACUGGUUCAUCAAUCAGAGAAAGAGGCACUGGAAACCAUACGAAGAAGUGAGAUUUGCUCUCUCGGAGCUUGUCCCCACAAACAAUUUGAAGAGGCCAUCUUCUUAGACAUUGGAAAUGAGACUAGAAAUAAUCAAUAAUAAUCCCACCAAUGAUAUCAAAA